GGAACCCAUUCAUUUUGCGCUCACUCGGGAGCGCACCCUGCCGGUCUUUUCUCGAGUGGGCGUUCUCUGUAUUAGACUGUCUGUGGCCCUUAUGUCACUGACGGGCGACGGUGGUAAAGUGUAGGGAAGUGAGUGGCGCUGGGAAAGAGGAGAGAAACCGGGGAGUUUAUCAACAUGGGAGGCAAAAAUAAACAGAGGACGAAGGGGAAUGUUCGGCCAUCCAGCAGUGGCAGAGCAGCUGAAUUACUGGCCCGGGAAAGUGGGGUUGUGCCUGGGUUUGUUGGAUUUGGGAUUUCUACAUCCAAUGAGCCAGGUUAUGUGCCUGCUAUCCAUGGAGCUGAAGAAAUAGACAACAUGGUAGAUGCAGACUUUCGCUUGGUUUUGAGGAAGCUGUCUAAGAGGGAUGCAGUCACAAAACUGAAGGCGGUACAAGAAUUCGGCGCUAUGUGUCAAGAGCGGGAAUCAGACGUAGUAAAAGGUGUUCUUCCCUACUGGCCACGUAUCUACUGCAAAAUAUCAGUGGAUCACGACCGCCGUGUUCGAGAGGCCACACAGCAGGCGUUCGAGCAGCUGAUUCUGAAAGUCAAGCGAAACCUCGCCCCCUACCUGAAAGGUAUAAUGGGCCACUGGCUCAUAGCUCAGUGUGACACAUAUUCCCCUGCUGCCUCUGCUGCGAGCGUCGCCUUCCAGGCUGCAUUUCCUCUCAACAAACAGCCAGAGGCUCUCAGCUUCUGCAGAGAUGAAGUGUUGACUGUUCUCCAAGACAAUCUUCUGAAAGAAACAGCUGAUACUCUCAGCGACCCACAGAGUGUUACAGAGGAAGAGCGAGAAGCAAAAUAUGUGCGUCUGCUCACCAGCUCCCUGCUGGCACUGAAGAGACUGCUGACGGCAUUACCUCAGACAGAUCGGGAGGCUGUGGGCGAAAGGCUUGCUAAUGUUAUCUCACAGAAGAAAUUCUGGAAGUACAGCAAACAUAAAACUCCACAGGUCAGAGGGGCAUUCUUCGAGGCGGUAGCUGCUCUAUGUGAACUUACACCUCAUCUUAUUCAAGCUGAAGCAGCACAAGCUUGUACUACUGUACUCCUCAGCAUUGAUGACUCUGACCCUGUGGUCUUGCCACCACUGUGGGAGGCUGUAUUGCACAUUCUGUCCAGCGUAGAGGACUGUUGGAAGCAUGUAAAUGCAAAGAAAGGGGUACUCCCCAAGCUGUGGGUGCUGCUGAAGGAGGGGGGGCGUGGCCUGGCUACUUCACUACACCCCAACUUGCUCCCCUUCAUCAGCCAACUGCCGGGAGAGGUCACCGAUCCUAAACUGGACUUCUGUAGAACAUUCUUCUCUUCCACCAUACAAGGGUUGUCCAGUGAGCGUGCAGUAGCCAGCCCCUCAGAGUGUGCAGCCAUCGUUUUUGCUAUCAUGGAGUGCCUGCGUUUUCUUCUAAUACAAAAUGCUGGAGAGGAGCUAGAACAUCGCUCCCUACAGACUGCACUUAUUACAGAGCAUCUCCUGCCUUUGAUAGACACAGCUCUAGCAAGCCCUGCUCUGCAGAGUGGCCCUCUGUUCCCACAGAUCACAGAGAUGCUGGUCUCGUGGGAGAAGCGUACGACUGGAAGUGAGCCCAACACCUUCCAGAGGCUCCUGGUAGAUUUCUGGGAUGGUCUGGGCAGGCUUUGUGUACGAUAUGUAGACCAUGAGGAGACAGAACAGGUGGGCCUAGAGGGUGUGGCCUCUCUGCUGCAGAUCAUGCAGAAUCCCUCUGUUCAAGGCAAGCGAAAGAAGAAGGCUGUGAAGAUCUGCAUUGCGGAGCAGGAGUCAAAAGGACAAGGGGAAGAUCCUUCGAGCGGAACUCCAGAAACAGAGCCCUCUGAAAGGCAGGGGAAGCAAGACUCUCCCCUGAGGAGUAGCCACCUGCUGGAACUGGUAUGCCAGCUGGCGGAAUUGAACAUGGUGUAUGUGUGCGAGCGCGACUCAGAGAGGCACCUGCGCUUUCUGGCUCUACUGCUGCACGCCUUCCCAAAGCCGCAGGUGUUUCAGGUGCUGGUAAAGUCAGAAGAUGGGAAGCCUGAGCUGGGACUGGCGGAAGCGGAGCUGGGCACGCUGUCUGAAAACCCGGCUGUAUGCUUCCUCUUACAAAGGGUGGUGGUGUGGCUCCGGCAGGAUGACAGAAAGGACACAGACUUCCUGGUGAACAUGGUGUUCAGUGUUCUGCAGUGUUGCAGUUCCAAAGCCGAGCAGACUCUCGUUCUCAACCACAUCACUAGUGACUUGAAAUGGGGAGUUAUUCUUCAGAUUAUACAGAAGGCGGGUGCUGAUGCUGGCUGUUUUGAGUUGUGUGAGGGCUGGCUGAGGGGCUCAGUGCUGGGUGAGCGCUUGGUGUGCCUGGCAGGUGAGCUGUGUGCCGUGGGAUUGAAAGGAUCGUCUUCGCCCUCCUCCUCCCUCAUGAGCCAACACAACCACAGCUGGCCACUCAUCAGCUUGGCCCUCUCUCAACAGCACAAUAACGAGCCUCUGAUCGGUAAAGUGUAUGUGGAGCAGAUAAUUGAGCGUCUGCAUGCGACACUGUCAGAAGCGAAAGACAUAUCUGAUGCUGGAAAUAUGGAGCCUCUUGUCUCCUUCAUCUCCGAUGUGGCCUCCAACUUUUUCUCAUCUGUAAGAGGAUGUCUACUGCUAGCAGCGACUGAGGAUCUGCUGCUGACCAUCUUUCAGCUGUGUGCUCAAGACCAGACCCUCACACGCCUCUCAGAUGCUCUGCUCCAGAAGUUGAAACUUGCCUACACUGCUGGAGUGCAUUCAUUAGUCACCCAGUUGGGGGCAGGAGUUACGAAGGGGACCUUCCUCCACAGCGCUGCUAUCUGGAUUAAAAACCAACUUCUCACCUCUCCUCUUAAUUUGAAAAGUCUGCAGGUUCUGGUCCAGGCGGUGACGUCCUUGGCUGAAACUUUGGCCUCCUCCCAGCGAAAUGAGUGUCUGCUGUCACAGUUCAUCAACUGUCUCACCCCCACACACAAGGAGUGGGAUAGCCUCAGAAAAGCUCUGCCUCCUCAGUGGGUAAAGCAGCCCUUGCUCUGUGGGCGUCUCCAAGCAAAUGGGGAAUACCCCUCCAUGGACGUGUGGAAGAUGAAGGGCCUGAAUCGUCUCCCUGCACAUCUGUGUGCCAGUGCUGUGCUGGGGAAAAUCAUCUUCAUCGCAAUACCAGCUGAAAACCAGCAGGAGGAGACAGACACCUCAGAACUUCCUGAUCUCAGACAUACGGUUGCAGAAAUUCUGUAUGCUCUGCAGUGGUGUGAGGAGAUGGAGCAUUGCCCUGCCGUGGUGUCUGAAUAUCGCAAAAUGCUCCAAGACUGGAACAUAGCUGAGAAAACCCAUGGCAACAGUUCAGCCAAAGCUGGCGUUCUGGAAACUCUGUUUACAAGGUCACGAGAAGAGGGUGCCCUCUGGUCACUGACUUUGGCAAGCUUUCUCCAGAAUAGCAAACCAGUUGCCAGCGUCGUUAAGAGUCUCUAUGGGAACGUAGAGAGUUUCUACCCUCUUACAGAGCAGAGUGUGAACACUGUUCAGGUGCUGUGUCCCUCUCUGGCAACUGAAGAGCGAGAGGCACUGAUUGCUCUCUCCAUUGCUGAACUGCUCAACUGGCAGGAGAAGGAACAAGACGGUGCCCACAGUGUGUGGGCAUGUCUAGCUGUGCUGCACUGCUGUCUGCAGGCUGAGACUCCUGUGGAGGAGGAGAUACUGCUGGCAGUAAUAGCCACCUUGCUGGAGUGGCGCAACAGCAAAGAAGAGUGGUUCCUUUUUAGCAGUGACCUGGGAAAAGCAUCCGCUGCCGAGCUGGCCUUGCCUGUGGAGAUGAUUCGUUUCCUGUGCUGGAUGGUAGACCAUUCUCCCACAGUUCUUGGCAGCACUAACUGGGACUUCCUCCUCUGCUCCAUGCUGGCUUGGCUGGAGACUGCCAGUGAGUGCAGUGGGGCAUUCUGGAAUCCCUGGGUGCAGCAGUUUGUGUGUGCAAACUGUGAGCUAAUUGUGAGACUUACUGAGUUUUUCACAGCACCACCUGCUGGAGUGGCAGAGCAGCUGCCGCCUGAGCUCAGCACAGAGUGGCAGGAGUUUUUCGUGGAGGGAAUCCACUCUCUGCUGCUGCCUCUUUUAGUUAAGAUUCCUGUGGAGUUCCCUGAGCCAGACGAGCCAGUGUUUCCUCUGGCCGUGGUGGUGGCGGUGGGCGAGGCUCUUGUCUACAUCCCUGUCCAGCUGCUCACAAACAACAAACUCCCGGCCCGGUUUGUUGCAGACCAGAAAAGCAGCCUCCCUGAUGCCCUUCAAACUCUACUCAACACUCUCGCCCCACUGCUGCUGUUUAAGGCCCGGCCACUGCAGUUAGCUGUCUAUCACUUACUGCACAAGGUCAUGCCUCUACUACCAGAAAGCGACCGUGAAAGUGCCACUGCCAAAUCUGAAGAUGAAGAUGAGGAAGAGCCUUGCCUGUCCCCUCCAGCAGCGAUAAUGAGUAUUCUCACGGCCACAGAGGAGCUGUUAGAGAAUAUUCUAGGUGGUGUGCAGGUGGGGGAGUUUGCUGUGGUGCAGCCACUCAGCAUGGAGCACUGUUGCAUCUUGGGAUACCUGCUGGCCUGGAAACUCCUCCUGACCUUCUUCAAGGCUGCACCUUCUCAGCUGCGUGUCCAGUACUCCCUGUAUUUAAAAAAGACCCGUGCUCUGCAUAAGCUGCUGCUUCAUCUUUUCCGGCUCAUGCCAGAGAACCCAAUAUUGCCUGGACAGUCCACAGACACAGCCAGCAAGGACCACAAAAGCUACUUCACUGAGAGCUUGCCCCUCUCCCUGCACCAAAACAAAGAUUUGCAGUGUGAGGUUCCCCACCUGGCCUGCUCUGUGUACUAUGGAGCUUUGAAGGACCUGCCUGCCAUGGUACGACUCUGGUGGAACAGUCAGGAGAAGCGAGUGUUCAGUGCCGUGGACAAGUUCACCAGCAAGUUUGUGAGCAGUGUGCUGUCAUUGCAGGAGAUCUCCUCAGUGCAGUCCAGCACACAGACCUUCGAGAGUAUGACGGUAAAGGCACGCUCUACUACACGAGAGGUGAUAGCCACAUAUUCAGUGGAUGAUAUCUUUAUCGAGUUGGUGAUUCAGCUGCCUCAAAACUACCCUCUGGGCUCAAUCACUGUGGAGAGUGGCCGCAGGGUUGGAGUAGCUGUACAACAGUGGCGCAAUUGGAUGCUUCAGCUGAGCACAUACCUUACGCAUCAGAAUGGCAGCAUUAUGGAAGGACUGUCUCUGUGGAAGAAUAACGUGGAUAAGCGGUUUGAAGGAGUAGAAGACUGCAUGAUCUGCUUCUCCGUCAUCCACGGAUCCAACUAUUCACUGCCUAAAAAGGCUUGCCGCACUUGCAAGAAGAAGUUCCAUUCAGCUUGCCUGUACAAAUGGUUUACAUCAAGCAACAAGUCCACAUGCCCUCUGUGCAGGGAGACCUUUUUCUGAGACCCACAAUCAUGGACUGAUGGACUGAUGGACUAAUGAAGUUGUGGAUGUAGACAAUGAUGAAAACCAAAAUGAAUGAAAAUAUUUAGCUUCUAGAUUUGUACAUAUAAUUUAGUGUAAAUUUCUAAACCUCACUCAAGUGUCUGAUUUGGAGGAAACACCUUUACCUCCCUGUUCCCCCAGUAGGAAUGAGUUUGAUGGCCAUUUUUUGGAUGGUCAGCCAUCCACUAGAACCACAGAGGCCAGAAGUUGUGUAAAAAAGACUUAUCUUUUCUUCCUUUUUGUGGCGUGGAAGAUGCUGCCUUGAUCGUCGUCAACAUAAAAUAUUUGACUCCCUUGAAGACAAGUGGCCGUUUUCAGAUUUUUAAUAUCCUUACUUAUUUCUGUUUAUCAUGCUGGUAACUGGCCUUUCAGUGGCCUUUAAAUGGCUGGUACCUAAUUGCCAAGAUUAGUAGUUGCAUUACUAGAUUGGAUGAGCGAAAUGAGUUAUCUAUUAUAGCAUCCCCGCUGUAAAAUAACCUGUAUUGUCAUUCAAAGGGAACAUAGUUUUUUAAUGGAUAAAUCCAUGUGCUGGUUUCGACUGAAUUAGGCCUGCUUAUCAAAAUGUAUGGCUCUGAUAUACUGUGGACCUUUCAGUGACUUGUGAAGAACUGGCAAUCCUCAUUUUUCUUUUGAAAUGUUUAAAAUUAAAAUCGAAAUCUGUAGUCAAAAGUAAA
Molecule: messenger RNA, 6194 nt
Organism: Astyanax mexicanus (Mexican tetra)
Lineage: Eukaryota; Metazoa; Chordata; Actinopteri; Characiformes; Acestrorhamphidae
Gene: ltn1
Product: listerin E3 ubiquitin protein ligase 1
Exons: 30
Coding region: 175-5478 (1767 amino acids)
Biological process (GO): ribosome-associated ubiquitin-dependent protein catabolic process; rescue of stalled cytosolic ribosome
Cellular component (GO): RQC complex; cytosol
Molecular function (GO): ubiquitin protein ligase activity; zinc ion binding; ribosomal large subunit binding
Source: RefSeq, a predicted model, not a curated record